Molecule: messenger RNA, 9721 nt
Organism: Plodia interpunctella (Indianmeal moth)
Lineage: Eukaryota; Metazoa; Arthropoda; Insecta; Lepidoptera; Pyralidae
Gene: crb
Product: crumbs
Exons: 45
Coding region: 216-6992 (2258 amino acids)
Molecular function (GO): calcium ion binding
Source: RefSeq, a predicted model, not a curated record
AUUCAGUCAGUUUCAGUCAUGCGAAGGCGGAGGUGAUGUUUAUGUUUCGUUUUUUUAUUUUCGUGACGUUAGGGCUUGUGUUUUUCGUAUGAUUUUGUUUAAUUUAAUUAACUUUGAAGUUUCAUUUAAGUGAAUUAUGUACUAAUAAACUAUCUGUGCUUAUUUAGCGUUCAUGUUGUUUCUGUGUGUUGUGUUUUGUUGAUUAUUUCGAAAUAAUGAAGGUAGACAUGAACAGAACGCGGCGGAGGCGCGCGACUGCAGACGUAGCAGCCCAGCUAGCUCUGGCCGUGUCGUGCGCAGCGUGCCUUGCGCUGGCGCACGCAGCGGAGCCGCUCGGGCCCUCCGACCGGCCCGAGGCCUACUUCAACGGCAGCUCCUACAUCCACCUCACCAGGCCCAUCUCCCUCAAACAGAUCGUCGGCCUCAGCUUCAGAACUUGCGUUGGUGGCGAGCUAUUCUCCCAGCGGUUCGAGCGCUACACCCUCCACGUGACAGCUUUAUACGAGCAGGUGGUGGUGUCGUGGGCGUUGCCGACCCAGCCGACCAGGCAGGAGGCUCUCGCGAAGGAAACCUUGGACAAUAAGUGGCAUUGGGUGGCUCUGAGGUACAGGCCUAGUCCGCCAGCUCUGCUUUUAGAAGUGGAUAAAGAAUCACAGGUGAUAUCAAACGUGACCUGGAACCCGGAGCUGCUGUCCCCGGGAGCGCUGGAGGCGGGCGGGGCCGAGGUGCUGGUGGGCAACGUGUUCAGCGGCUGCAUCCACGAGGGCCCCCAGCUGGAGUUCCACGCCAACAACGCCCAGUUCCACAACGUCGUGUUCGGCCACUGCCCGCUCUCCACUGACGAAUGCAAAGAUGGAAAAGACGUGUUGAGAAUACCUCCCAAGGACCACUGCUACAACGAGCCGUGCAUGCGACACGGGACUUGCAUAUCCAGACAUGACAGAUACGAAUGCCACUGCACCGCUCGCUAUACCGGCAACAACUGUGAGGUGGACGCCGGAGACCCGUGUCUGUCGUCGCCGUGCCAGCACUCGGGCCGCUGCGUGCUGGACGCCAGGGGCGACUACAGCUGCGUGUGCGGCGCGCGCUAUCACGGAGCGCACUGUGAGCUGGAGGUGUCGCUGGACCCGCAGUGCCAGGCGGGCCCGUGCCGCAACAACGGCAGCUGCAGCCUCGGGCCCGGCGACCUCUACGUCUGCGCCUGUCCGCCUGGUUUCACGGGGCGCAACUGUGAGAUCGACAUAGACGAAUGUAUGUCGGCGGAAAACGGGUGUCUGAACGGCGGCCGCUGCGUGGACGCCGUCAACACCUACACCUGCGACUGCGCCAACACUGGAUACACGGGUCCCCGCUGCGAGACGAAUGUGAACGAGUGUGAAGAGGAGCGCAACAUCUGCGGCCACGGCGUCUGCUACGACACCUACGGGGGCUUCGUGUGCGCGUGUCUGCCGGGCUACACCGGCGACCACUGCCACAGGAUGUCCGCGUGCGCGUCGGGCCCGUGCGGCGCAGGCGGCGCGUGCGUGGAGGACGCGGACGGCGGCGGCUUCCGCUGCGUGUGCGCACGCGGCUGGGCGCCGCCGCUGUGCGCCGCGCCGCAGCCCUGCGCCGACCUGCAGUGUCCGCCGCACUCGCACUGCGCCUCUCAUCUCGAUAUACCCAGUACGGUGGCGGGGAUUAUGAUGUCGAAACAGGCCGUCUGCGUGUGCGACCACGGAUACUAUGGGGCCCCGGGCAUAUCCCCAAACUGCAGCCUACCGGAGUCUGCGUGCGAGAACAACGUCUGCCUCAACGGAGCUGCGUGCACGCAGCUGCCCGACGGCUUCAACUGCACGUGCGUCGCCGGCUUCAGAGGCGCGUACUGUGAGCAGCCGGGCGGGGCGGGCGGCGGCGCGGCGGGCAAGGCGCUGCUGUCGGAGCUCAAGGCGCCGCCCGAGCGCUGCGGCCCGCAGACCUGUCUGCACGCCGUCCUCUGCCAGGACACGGCGAUGGGCUUCCGCUGUGAAUGCGAGGUUGGCUGGACGGGGGCGCGAUGCGACGUCCCCUCGGGCGCGGGGGACGCGUGCGGGCCCAAGAGCUGCCUCAACGGGGGCACUUGCCGCGCGCGCGACGGGGGCGCCGGGGGCGCCGCGUGCGAGUGCCGGCCCGGGUACGGCGGGCCCGCGUGCGCGCUGGCGCUCGACUGUCGCGCCGCGCCUUGCGCGCAGAGGCAGGAAUGUGUAGAACAAGCCGGCUUGUGGCGCUGCGUGCCGCAAGCGCCGGAGUCCGCGUGCGCGUCGUCGCCGUGUCGCAGCGGCGGCUGCCUCGCGCUCGACGCCGGCCUCUUCCGCUGCCAGUGCGACCCCGGCUACUCCGGUCGUCUUUGCGACAUGGAUGUGGAUGAAUGUACCAGAACUCCCAAGAUUUGUAACAACGGUGUCUGCGUCAACAGUCCCGGUUCCUACCAAUGUUACUGCCGGCCAGGUUAUACGGGUGACAGUUGCGAGCAGGACAUCGACGAAUGCUUGUCAUCCCCGUGCAAACAUGGCGGCACCUGUCAAAACUUGGAGAACAACUACGAGUGCGCAUGCAUGGAUGGAUUUGAAGGCAAGGACUGCUCCGUCAACAUCGACGAGUGCGCGGCGGCGCCGUGCGCGGCCGGCGCUACCUGCGUCGACGGCGUCGCGUCCUACACUUGUCUGUGUCCCGAGGGCUUGUCCGGCCGUCUGUGCGACACCGACAUCGACGACUGCGAGUCGGCCCCAUGCCAGCACGGCGGACGCUGCAUCGACGCCCUGAACGGCUACAGCUGCCAGUGCGCAGGCACCGGCUACACCGGCGACGACUGCGGCACCAACAUCGACGAGUGUGCGCCGCAGCCCUGCCUCAACGGCGGCUCCUGCAGCGACGACGUCAACGACUACAGCUGCGCCUGCCACCAGGGGUACACGGGCAAGAACUGCGAGACGGACAUCAACGAAUGCGAGGGCGAGCCCUGCAAGCACGGCGGCAUCUGCCUCGAGCGCAGCAACGCCAGCCUCUACCGCGCCCCCGACUCUCCCCCCCUCAUCGUCGGCCCCCACCCCUCCAUGGUACUACCCGCCUCUUUCUACACGAGGUUCUCUAUUGAGAACGCUAGCGGCCUGGAGUGCGUGUGCGUGCCCGGCACGGUGGGCGCGCGCUGCGAGGUGAACAUCGACGAGUGCGCAUCGUCGCCGUGCGCGCACGGCAAGUGUGUGGACGACAUCGGCGGCUAUCGCUGCGACUGCGCGCCCGGCUUCGAGGGGCCGCUGUGCGAACUCGACAUCGACGAGUGCCAGCGAUACCAACCCUGCGAACACGGUCGUUGCUACGACGGGCGGGCGACGUACUACUGCAGCUGCGCCCCGGGCUGGGGGGGGCGCAACUGCAGCGUGGUGCUCACCGGCUGCCACGGCCAGCCGUGCCGCAACCACGGCACGUGUCUGCCGUGGCUGCAGCACGAGACUGAGCACAGAUACAACUGCAGCUGCGCGCCGGGAUACUACGGCACCACGUGCGAGAAGAUCACCACGAUGUCAUUGGAGAAGGGCAGCUUCGCGGAAGUGAACACAUCCCGAGAAGAAGGCUACGACCUCUCCUUCCGCUUCAAGACGACCAUCGGCAACAGCCUGCUGGCCAUGGGCUCGGGCCUCACGUACUUCUUCCUGGAGCUGUCCAACGGGAGACUCAACCUGCACUCCAGCUUGUUGAACAAGUGGGAGGGGGUCUUUAUUGGUUCACAGCUCAAUGACAGCAACUGGCAAAAGGUGUUCGUGACGAUAAACUCCUCGCACUUGGUGCUGUCCGCGAACGAGGAGCAGACCAUCUACCCGAUCAGCCAGAACGAGGCGUACAACUCCAGCGUGACGUCAUUCCCGUCCACCAGACUGGGCAACGCGGGGUCAUCGUACGCGACGUUGCGACAUGGACCUAACUUCUUUGUGGGCUGCUUCCAAGAUGUCGUAGUCAACGGGCAGUGGGUACUACCGGAAGACUCGAACGCAACAACAACAGAGACCGCCACCGAAGCCCUGGAGGAGAUCGAGACCGCGGAGACCGACGAGACGGAGACGGAGACGAGCACGGAGAGCGGCGUGCGCUCCGUGCUGCGGAACGUGCGCGCGCACUGUCCGCGUGCGCCGCAGUGCGCGCCCAACCCCUGCCGCUCCGGCGGCGGCUGCGAGGACGCCUGGACCAGCUUCGUGUGCACCUGUCCGCGCCCCUACCUCGGCGACACCUGCCAGUACAACUACACCGCGGCGACGUUCGGGCAGGAGUCAGCGGCCCCGCGCUCGGUGGUGUCGGUGCUGGUGCACGAGGCCGCGCGCCGCGCCGUGCACGCGGCGCUCGACAUCUCCAUGUUCAUCCGCACCAGGAAGCCCACCGGACAGAUCUUCUACCUCGGCUCCAUGCCCAAGGCCAGCCCCACAGACGAGACGCAAGUGUCGGCGUCACUGUACGCGGGCGAACUCUUGGUCCACCUCCGCUUCAACCAGACAUCGGAGAACUAUACCGUGGGCGGCACUCGGCUCGACAACGGACACUUACAUCUCAUCGAGGUGGUGCGCAACUCAACGCUGGUACAAGUGAAGCUGAACGGCACAGAAUACUUCAGGAAGUCCAUAUCGGCGGCCAAACAGCUCGAUGCUCAAGUAUUAUACCUAGGAGGGCCCCCUCCCGCGCCCGCCACGGUGGCCCCCCCCACACUAAGCCCCAUGACGGCCGUGACCACGCCGCCGCCGCAGGACGUGGACGACACUGACUACUUCAAGGGGGUCAUACAAGAUGUGCAGGUGUCGAACGGCGUGAACGUGACGGUGGUGGAGUUCUUCCCGCUGGCGCGCGUGGCGGGGCUGUCGCUGCCGCCGGCCUUCGGCGACGUGGCGCUGGACCCCGCCGGCGUGCUGCAGGGCGUGGUCUCCGACGACGCCUGCGCCUCCAGGCCUUGCUUGCACAACGCUACCUGCACGCUCACCUGGAACGACUACACAUGCACGUGCCUCCGCGGGUACAAGGGCAAACAGUGCGCCGAGGUGGAGUUCUGUCAGCUGCAGGGCUGCCCCUUCAACUCACAUUGCAGGAACCUGGAUGCGGGAUACGAGUGCGUGUCGGAGACGACGUUCGACGGCGUGAACACGACGCUGUCGUACCGGCUGCGGGUGCCGCGCGCCGCGCAGCGCCUGCGCUCCGAGCGCCCGCGCUCGCUCACUAUCACGUACAGGAGCAAAACCGGCGGCACCCUGUUCCGUGCGCAAAGCGGCGCCGGCGCCGAGCUGCUGUGGUUCACGGUGGGCGUGUUCAAGGAGCAGGUGACGGUGGAGUGGCGGCUGGCGGCGGCGGCGCUGCCGGCUGUGCGGCGCAUGCGUGCGCGCGAUCAUCUGCACUGGUCCACGCUGCGCUUCAUGUUCCAGGGGGAGGGCAUGACUGGAGCGUUCGUGGACGCGGACGGACACGAGGAGGUGCUGCUGAGCGCGGAGCUGGAUGUGGCGGCCUGGCAGCUGCUGGUGCAGGACGGGGAUAUACACCUGGGCGGCGUCCGCCAGCCGGCCUCCACGUACGACAACAGCACGGACAUGGCGAUAUCGGAGUUCACAGAAGGAGACGAGUUCGCUGACAACCUGGCCGGGGAGUACUUCAAGGGCUGCAUGGGCGCGGUGCACGUCGGGUCGCUGCUGCUGCCGUUCUUCACAGAGGAGGAGCUGUUCGUGGGCGCGGCGGCGGCGCUGCUGGCCGCGCAGCCGCACUAUGCGCUGCUGGCCGGCCGCGGCUGGGGCGCCGCCGCCGCUGUGGGCUGCGUGCUGUGUCUGGAGAGCGACUGCGCACGCGCAGGACACUGUGCCGACGUGCGUCGCCGCUACGACUGCGUGUGCGCGCCCGGCUACAGCGGCGACUACUGCGAGAUCGACAUCGACGAGUGCGUCAACAAUGAAUGUCAGAACGGUGCCACGUGUCAAGAUGGCGUCGCCUCCUACACCUGUCUGUGUCCGGAAGGUUUUGAUGGAGAGUUCUGCGCGCACGACAUCGACGAGUGCGCGUCGUCGCCGUGCGCGCACGGAGGCGCGUGCACGGACGCGGCGGGCGGGUACGCGUGCGCGUGCGCGCCGGGCUGGGCGGGCGUGCGCUGUGAGACUGAGCGCGCGCGCUCCUGUCUGCAUCAGCCUUGUCUGCACGCCGCCACUUGUCUGCCCGCAUCCGACACAGAAUCGCCAACGGGCAACAACUACACGUGCGUGUGCGCAGAGGGCUUCGAGGGCGUCCACUGCGAGAAGGCGUUCUGUGAGGUGACGCCCUGCGUGCACGGCCGCUGCGUCGUCGAUGCUGAGAAGGCGUACUGCGAGUGCUCGGAGACGUUCUCGGGCGCGCGAUGCGAGCGCGAGCGCGACGCGUGCGCCGAGCGCGUGUGCCAGCACGGCGGCCGCUGCGAGGCGCGCGCGCGCGGCUUCCGCUGCGACUGCGGGAGCGGUUGGACGGGCGCGCGCUGCGAGAUCGACAUCGACGAGUGCGCCAGCGGACUCGUGAGCUGCGGGCCCGGCCAGUGCCGCAACCUCGACGGCUCCUACACAUGUGAAUGCACGGCGGGCUUCUGCGGCGCAGAGUGCGCGCUGCGUGACCCGUGCUGGGAUGCGCAGGCGCAGGCGCAGACGCAGGGUCCGUGUCGGCACGGCGGCCGCUGUCGCCAGCGCUGCGCCGACACCAUCGACUACGUCUGCGACUGCGCGCCCGGCUGGGCCGGCAAGAACUGCACGGAACAGGCGGUGGCGGAGGGCGCGGGCGGCGGACCGGACGGGGCGUCGGGCGUGCUGAUCGGAGUGGGCGCCGCGCUGCUGGCGCUAGCGCUGUUGGCCGGGGGCGUGGGCGCGCUCGGGGCGCAGGCCCGAAGAAAGCGCGCGACGCGCGGCACAUACUCCCCGUCGGGACAGGAGUACAGCAACCCGCGCGCGGAGAUGAUGCACAACGCGCUCAAGCCGCCGCCCGAGGAGAGGCUCAUAUAGCGCCCGGGGACAGAAUUACCUGUACUUACUACGAUAAGGAAGAACAAAUUAACGAAAUCGGAUGAAAGACGCGAAACUGAUCCCCUAUCAAGUAAUUGUGUGUGUGUGUGUGUGAAUACAUGUUUGUGUGCGAGAGAAAGUAUGGACACAGUGUUCAUGUGUGUUCACGUUUUCAUAUGUCGACUGUGCGUGUGUGUGCUAUUUAAUGUUAGAAUAAGUAAUUAAUAAUGUUUUUGUACUUAAAGUGAUACCUCUUAGGGACUAUUUUUAUAAAUUAGGACGAAAGGCGUGACAACAAUAAUUAUAUCAAAGGGAACCGAGUGCCUACUAUAUGCAAUUUUGGAAACUUUUAUAGAUUUUAAGAUGAAAUCAAAAGUAUUGUUUUGAAGCUAAUCAAAUUAAACUAUGUACUUACCUGUGUAAGAAACUGUGGAAUUAACUUUAAAUGAAAUUUAUAUAAUAAUUGUGGGCCACUGUACUUAUAUGCAAUAAAUAAAAUAGUAAUACCUGCUUAUUCUUAAAAAAUAAUGAAUGUUCUUCUUUAGUAAAAUAUACUUGUCCUAUCUUAUAAAUUCAAAUCAUUAUUUAAAUUCCUUUAUUUAAACUUUUCUUAGCUACACAGUACGAUCACCAUCUCGUAAGUCUAUUAAGAAAAAGACAAAAGUAAUUUGAAUUAAAAUAAAAUUUAACCAGACAUUUUUUAUGAAUAAGAAGGCUAGCGAACUCUAGUAUCGGCCAAUGCGAGCACUGUAACUUUACAUGCAGUGUCAAUUUGAGGAAUUGUAUUAAAACUUGUCUGUACAUCGUCAUUUGCAGGCAUUAUUUCUACAAUAUUUUUAAUUCUCAGUAUUUUAACAUUAGAUGGAAUUGUAUCUAUUGACUGUCUCAUUCAUAAAAAUAAACUUCUAUUAUGAAAAGUUUUAAUAUUUUAUUACAUUUUUUAGCGUAUUGUAUUGAAACGGAGAUCUUUUGUUAUUUUUUUUUUUCUAUUCUUCAUCUAUUUUAACCAAAUGCAUUUGACAAACAUUAAAUUUUUAUGAAUAAGAUGGUUCACUAUUCUAAAUAAUAAAAUAAUAGUAGAAUUGUGUAACAAUAAGUUAGGUAAAUAAAGUGGGAUUUCAUAAAAAUGAAUUUAUGUACCGAGUGGUGCAAUGUACCUAGUUGUAUAAGGUAGACGUAAGACAUGAAAAGCGUGCAAGAUUCUAAAUUACAUUGUAGUGAAGACGUCCUCGGCCGCACACACCCGUUGCGCCGCACACCAGACCGUCCUUUCAAUAUGUAUAACUAAUAUUACAAUAUCCCAUAGUUAAAUAAGUAACAAUUAUACACAUCUAUACAAUACACAUUUACUAGUUAUAAAUGUAAGAAAAUUCUUAAAUAAAAUUUCGUUUGUUCCCGUUUUGUUUCAGGUUUCUCUGAUUAUGAUUAUUAACAGAUAGGCUAAUGAUUAGAAACAGGUUUAACUCAACGGGAACAAAUAGUUUAAUUGUAAUAUCAAAUACAUAUUGAUAAAAUAUAUAGGCAAGAUAAUUUUCCAAUUAAUGAAUAUACAAACAAGUAAAAAUCCUCAAUAUUCAUGCUAUCUCUACACUUCAUUUGAAGAAAAAAAAUGCCAAAUUGCAUUUCUAUUAAAUAUCUCUUCAAGUACUUUGUAAAAGUGUAUUGAAAUAAUGUGACUUUAAACAAUUUUCAGCCUCCCUAAAUAAAGCUAGUUUGUUGACAUUUUGGUAUUUUCCCCUCGGUGUGAAGUGUAGCAUAUUGGUGACGCGGUGAGUGGAGGCGCGCGGCGCGGCGAGGCGUCCGUGCCUUACGACAAGUCUGUAUGUUUGGGAGCUCUGUACACUGAUAUACCGACACUAGGACAAACUAUUGUAUUAUACACUCAAGUACACGUAUUUGUAUAGUAGACUUAAUUCGUAGUUCGUUCAAGAACUUUGCAAGAAACAAAACGCCCAGUUAAUUUAAAAAUAUUAUGCUAAUGGUGCGUUUUGUUUUUUGAUUACUUUCUUGGAUAGUAUUAUUUACGAAAGGUAAUGAUAACCCAAAAGUAUUACCAACGGACGUGCUCAAUGUACAUUCCAUUUAUUUAUAAUCUCCUUGCGGAAUUGUUAUUAUGCAAUUUUUUCGUUGUUUUGUAGAAAAGAUAGCUCUCAGGUUUGUUUGCAACGAGGGCAAUUCGUUUCGUCUUUUUUACGAAAAUACAUUUAUGUGAUAUUUUCUGAAUGAGCAAUAAUAUCGACUGUAUUCUUAGUUUUAUUAUUAUUUACUUUGAACGCCUGUUUCUAGAUUUAUAUAGCUAAACAGUAACAAUAACAAAUUGAUAGAUGUAAGUUUUAAAUGUCCUUUCUCAAUAAUGGGGUCUAAUUAGGUCUAAUUACUUAGUUUUCCAUAAAAAGUUAACUAACAAUUGAAACCUAUUAGUAAAAAAUAUGAUUUGUCCGAAGCGAGAGAUAGGACGUCCUCCGCCUGUCUACUGGAAAUACAUGUUUUGUCCCUCUCUUUUCAAUAUAUGACAUUGAAAGAACGAAACAAACAUAUUUAAUAACUAAAUUAAUUUUAAAAUGUUUGUUAACUUUUUAUGACGCUUAUAUGAUAAGUUUAAUGAAAUUGUACAUAGAUUCCUCGUGCGCCUGGCUUUGAGGACCGCUGCCACAUUGUUACCGUCCACAGACCGCAGCUCGGAGUCACUGCCUCGGCCUAUCCACUCAAUAAAGGACAUUAUAGUUGUA